AUGUAUGGUCAUAUGGACGAUAAUUGUCAAGUUCCUCCUGAAAAUGAUGGGACAAAAGUCAAACUGAAAAAGCUAAGUGAAGAUAGUUUAACUAAGCAGCCUGAAGAAGUCUUUGAUGUUCUGGAGAAACUUGGUGAAGGGUCUUAUGGUAGUGUGUUUAAAGCAAUACACAAAGAGUCUGGACAAGUUGUAGCAAUUAAACAGGUCCCCGUGGAGUCAGAUCUUCAAGAAAUAAUUAAAGAAAUCUCUAUAAUGCAACAAUGUGACAGUCCCUAUGUUGUCAAGUACUAUGGCAGCUAUUUUAAGAACACAGAUCUAUGGAUUGUUAUGGAAUAUUGUGGAGCUGGCUCUGUUUCGGACAUAAUUAGACUUCGAAAUAAAACG
This is a messenger RNA of Phaethon lepturus (White-tailed tropicbird), 384 nucleotides long. RefSeq names its product serine/threonine-protein kinase 3-like. Gene Ontology annotation, molecular function: protein serine/threonine kinase activity; ATP binding. Lineage: Eukaryota; Metazoa; Chordata; Aves; Phaethontiformes; Phaethontidae. The transcript is spliced from 4 exons. Gene Ontology annotation, cellular component: cytoplasm. The annotation marks the transcript as partial. Gene Ontology annotation, biological process: regulation of MAPK cascade; intracellular signal transduction; protein phosphorylation. The record is from RefSeq and is a predicted model, not a curated record.